GCCUGGCACCACGCGUACUGUACACCAGUAUAUAAACCAAUAGGAGUUACCAAGCGCUCAUCACUCAUCAGUCUUGGUGUAAAGAAUGAAGGUACAGGUAUUAGUGUGUAUGGUGAUGGUGGGGAUGGUGGCUGCCCUUGACAAUGGGUUAGCGAGGACACCACCUAUGGGAUGGCUCGCCUGGGAGAGGUUCCGCUGUAAUAUUGACUGUGAAAACGACCCUCACAACUGUAUUAGUGAGUCGCUAUUGAAGAAUAUGGCCGACAUGAUGGUGAGUGAGGGCUACCGUGACCUGGGGUACAACGUGGUCUCCCUAGAUGACUGCUGGCCCGCCCAUGAACGUGACCAAGACGGCAAGUUGCAGCCUGACCCCCAGCGCUUCCCAUCUGGUCUGGGUGCCCUGGCUGACUAUAUGCAUGAGCGAGGUCUUAAGUUUGGGAUCUAUGAAGACUACGGGACACUGACUUGUGGUGGGUACCCGGGCAUCCUGGGACAUCUGGAGACUGAUGCCCAGACCUUCGCUGACUGGGGCGUUGACUAUGUUAAACUGGAUGGCUGCAACGCUGAUCCAAAAGAUAUGGAUGAAGGUUACCCAUCGUUUGGUGACUACCUCAACAAGACUGGUCGACCUAUGGUGUACUCUUGUUCCUGGCCCGUCUACCAGCAAGACAGUGGCAUUACGCCUAACUGGACGUCCAUCAUCGAGACUUGUAACUUAUGGAGGAACUACAACGACAUACAGGACUCGUGGUCGUCGGUAGCAAACAUCAUCAACCACUAUGGCGACAACCAGGACAAAAUCGUCCCCAAUGCUGGCCCUGGACACUGGAACGAUCCUGAUAUGCUGAUCAUCGGCAACUUCGGCUUGAGCUACGAACAAUCCAAGACCCAGAUGGCAAUUUGGGCGGUGAUGGCGGCCCCUCUGCUCAUGUCUGUAGACCUUCGUGACCUGAGGGAGGAAUAUAAGGCCAUCCUGCAGAACAAGGCACUCAUAGCUGUCAAUCAGGACGAACUGGGCAUCCAAGGCAGGAGAGUUUACAAGGCGGGACACACAGAGAUGUGGACUCGUCCGAUCACUCCCGUUCAUGAAGGAAACCGCUCCUAUGCCCUUGUUGUCCUCAACCAGGGGUCUGACGGUACCCCUGCCAUGGUGACGGUAAAGCCCAGCUCCCUGGGCCUGACCUACCCAGCAGGGUACGAGGUGGUGGACCUGUACACAAACGUCAAUCACGGCACCGUACUGCCAGACGGCCAGCUGACCUUCAGUGUCAACCCUUCUGGCGUGGUCGUCACCAAGUGGCAGGUGGUCAUGCCCUAGUGAGGUGACCCAGCUUCAACUCAACCCCUCAGAUAGGAUCAUGUCCUAGUGAGGUGACCCAGGAUCACCCUUGACCUAUGUGGCUCUAACCAUGAAGAUGAUUUUUUGCUUUAGUGAAGGUGAUCCCUGGCAGAACUGUGUGUUUGUUUAGGGGAGGCGGGAGGCUAGUGUGGAGGUGAAUGAAGACCAUCUCUGUUGUUCUUUCCAUGCUAAGCCACGGCACUGCUAGUCAGUUUUACCUCAACUUUCGCUACUGUUGUGUCUUGUAUAAUGGAAAAACUGGUGUUAAUGGUAAUCAUGUUUAGGGAACUCUGGUCAGUACAUUGUGUAUAUAGUUACUAUGGUGAAGCACUCUACAAAAUCAUGAGUGUUGGGUAGUACUGUACACCGCACCUUGAUGUAAUUCUGCUCAGAUAGAAAUGUGGCAGGAAGUUUAUGCGGGUCAGGAUUCUCAGAUUUAUUCAUAUGUUAAACUUCUUCCUUGACUCCCUAUAUACUGUACAUAAAAUUACUUGAAGCCUCUAUUGAUGAUGGCCGUUGUCCCCUUCCACUGAUGAUGGCUGCCAUUUAAGUAAGGUUAAUUGGCGUUGUGAGAACUUAUCCAAUUUUCUCACUUGAGUCGCAACACAAAGUUGGCUGCCAAGAUGACGUCAUCACUACACAACAAAUAAACUACAACUUGAUGUUUUUAUUACCAGUUAAGGUAAAAUUGUUGUGUGAAUCACUGAGGACGGAGACUCAGAUUACCUCGAGGUAGUGUCAUUAAUUCUGAAUAAGAAUCAUAGCCUAAAUUAGACAUAUUUUUUACUACAGUAUGAACAAUUUAUCACAGAAGUCAUGUUUUAUUUAAAUACAGUAAACCCUCAGGACAACGGACUAAUUGGGGGAAGACCUUGGUUGUUAAAGCUGCAGUUACUAUUGUAUAAAUUUGAAAUACAUUCAUAAUAGCAA
Molecule: messenger RNA, 2269 nt
Organism: Homarus americanus (American lobster)
Lineage: Eukaryota; Metazoa; Arthropoda; Malacostraca; Decapoda; Nephropidae
Product: alpha-N-acetylgalactosaminidase-like
Exons: 9
Coding region: 86-1318 (410 amino acids)
Biological process (GO): glycosylceramide catabolic process; oligosaccharide metabolic process; glycoside catabolic process
Cellular component (GO): cytoplasm
Molecular function (GO): alpha-galactosidase activity
Source: RefSeq, a predicted model, not a curated record